UCCCAUACCUAGGACUAUCCGGGAAACCGUUAUUCCCCCACUAUGUGUGUGUGUCUGUAACAGUUGUGCGGUUGAGUUUUUUGUGUUUCUGAAGCUAGUGAUGUCCAUUUUCCAGAAUUUUGUCAUGCCACUGCCCGACGAGGGCAAGUGCCACAUUUGCAAGAGAGUCUUCUGCUGCGGCAAGUGCCGUCAGAAGCAUCAGUUCAACACCCACGCCAUUGCUGUGCGGGAAUCGUUAGCUCUCCCAGCGAGCAACUCCUCCGGGGAAUCCUCCUCCACCUCCUCAUCAUCCACAUCCUCCACUUCAUCCUACUCCGCUGGUGGCAUCAUCGAGCAUCGUCUGGAAAUGGAGCCGGGGGUGACCACCAUCUAUGUAUUUUGUCCGAUUUGCGAGCGGCGGCCACUGCUGCUCCGCGAGGAGAUGCACGGCGAGCUGCUGGCCCACAUCGAGGCCUGCCACCUGCCGUUGCGGUGCCGGAAAUGCCAGCGCAACUACACCCGGAUCGACGAUCUGCGGGAGUUUAGCAAAUGUGCCGAUCAGCAACAGGAUUGCUCCGGUUCUAGUGACCUCACCUGCGACACAGAAGCCUCCAAGAUCACCGUGAAGAAGGCGCCGGCCGUCGUCGUUAGCACCACCAUGUCCACCCAGACCUCGCCGGCCGUGACGCCCAUAUCCCUCUUCAAUAUGCGCUGGAAGGCCAAGCGAAGCAUCACCCACGAGGAGUACAUCAGCGACAGUGUCUCCUCCAUCCGGAAUCUCUCCUCGAUCAGCAACAGUUCCAUUCGCCGAUCCAUCGGCCAAAUGGGUGGAAUUUCCGAUAAGGGUAAAGUGAUCCGUACCACGUCCACGCCGCUCCAGGUGGAGUCCAUGUUUGCCAAGCCCAAGGAGCCCAUAACCUUCAAUGCCUCCGGCGGGGGCUAUGUCUCGAGCAUAUAUCACGAAGAGCCCAGUCCAGCGAUCGAGACUAAUCCCCACCAGCAUCAGCACCAUCAGCAGCAGCAGCAGCAACAGCCCCUGCAGCAGAGGGCCUGGAAGAUGGGGGCGCGGAGCAAGAUGAGUGCCGUGACUCCGCUGCGCCAGGUCAUGUCGAAGAGCAUCCAGAAGGCGUUCGUGGAGCACGGCGGAAUGCUGGGGCAGCGCAGGGUGCGUCUGGACCUCAGCGAAUCCAAUAAUUACUCAACCAGCGAACAGGUGGGAGGAGCAGGACCAGGCGCAGGGCUGGGAGCAGGAUCUGCUGCAUCCUCCGCCUUGGACUUGCGCCUCUCUCCAGCCAUGCGACGCACCCAGAGCGAAUCCAGCGCCACGGCGAUGCAGAUCUCGUCCAAUUCGUCACAGUCCUCGCAGGCCCAACAGCACACCAGGCAGAUCCUGCUCUCGGCCCAGAAAACGACCACCGAGUCCAUCAUCAUCACCCGGGAGAGCUCCUCCACGGUCUAUAACUCCUGCGAGAGCGUGGAGAUCAUCCGUUCCACCUCCCAGUCGGCCGAAGUGCAUGUGCCACAUGGAACACCCAUUCGUGUGUCGACGGGAACUGGAAUAAACAAGAAACAGAUCAAAUUUGAGACACCAGGGCCGAAGGAUAACAAAGAGAACGAGGAGGAGAGCAGGGAAGACUUCUAUACCCCAAAUCCGGGAACGCCACCAGAGCGUCCAGAGCGGCGGCGCCAGGCGAUUGUGCCGCGGCAGCUGAGCGGCGAGUUUUCGCCCAAGAAGGAGACAGAGGCCAAGAAAGACCGUGGCCAGGUUGUGGCCAGACCCAAGCCGCGUCCUCCGUUGCGGGAGUGUCGUCAGGUGAAGGCCUUUAGCGGCGUCCAGGAUAUGGCCGUAGAGCCCGAGGACGACGAGGAUGAGAUCUUCCUGCCCACCAAUGCGUCCACGCGGAAUGAAAAGAAACAGGAGCCGGGAACCGGUAGUAUUUGGUCCCGGAUGAGCUCCAUGAUCCGGCUGCCGGCCAGCCUGCGCGGCGAGAAGGAUGCCAACAAGGAGAACGCUGGUGGUUCCCUCAUCCGGCGCUGUGCCUCCAUUGCUGGAUCCCUGGUGCGUCCAUCACGCGGCGAUUCCACCGACAAGGAGGAGGAUGUUCAGAGUCUGAAGCGGAAGCGCACCCAAACGCUGGAUAAUCAGUACUGCAGUCCACUGUCGCCGUCCAGUUCCUGCAAGCGCUAUCGCAUCCGGCCCCGGGAACCCAUAGAGCGCAUGCGCAACAACUAGAUUUUAGCUUUUUAAGUGUAUUUUGUGAUUUUUUCAAUAAAUUCUUUGUUGUCUGGAA
Messenger RNA from Drosophila ananassae, 2270 nucleotides. RefSeq names its product mitosis initiation protein fs(1)Ya (gene fs(1)Ya). NCBI's taxonomy places the organism in Eukaryota, Metazoa, Arthropoda, Insecta, Diptera, Drosophilidae. The transcript has 2 exons. Bases 101 to 2212 code for a protein of 703 amino acids. The record is from RefSeq and is a predicted model, not a curated record.